AUUUCCAAAUCAAUCCUCCCCCAAACCCAAAGACUCAAACUUUCUCACUCAAAGGUCUCAAUCUCUCAGUCUCUCUCUCUCUCAACCCGACCCGAACAUGGCUCCAUUUCCAAAACCCCAUCCGGGUCUAAUCCCAAUCCUCCUCCUCCUCCUCCUCCUCUCCACCGCCGCAAGCCCCUCUCUUUCUCUCUCCUCCGACUCCUCCGCCUCGGUCUUCGAGCUCUUACCCAAAUAUGGGCUCCCCAGUGGGCUCCUACCCGCCUCGGUUUCCAACUACACGUUGUCCGCCGACGACGGCCGAUUCGUCGUCGUUUUGGAGAAGCCGUGCUAUAUUCAGUUCGAGUACUUGGUGUACUACGAGACCCGCAUCACCGGAAAACUGAGCUACGGCGCGAUCACGGAGCUGAAGGGUAUUCAGGUCCAAAGAUUGUUCUUUUGGUUCGACGUCGAUGAGAUCAGGGUCGAUUUGCCGCCGUCCGAUAGUAUUUACUUCACCGUUGGGAUCAUCAACAAGAAGCUCGAUGUCGAUCAGUUCCAGAGCGUUCAUUCUUGCCGCGACGGGCUUUCGGGUUCGGGUUCGGGUUCUUGCCUCGGGUCGUUGAAACGGGUCCUUCAGCUUCCAUCUCCACUGGAAGAAGAGAUAAAGAUGCUACUUACUGAGUAGCUGACACCAUCAAGUGCUUACGGUGUUCGUAGUGGUUGAGCCUCAGAAACCUACAAAGUCCUACUCGACACUUUUAGAUUCAGAAGCCUAGACUCACAAGCCGUUGAGUUUGGUUGUAGUAAAAUCAAGUGUAAUAUACCCUACUGGACAUGUUUCAUAGUUAUUUUCCCACAUGGGUAUUAUUACUAGUGUUACUGGUUGCAAUUGUGUAGUUUGUAUCGAAAGUAUUAUCAUAUAUGAAGGACUUAAUCUUGUAUAUUAA
This is a messenger RNA of Rosa rugosa (rugosa rose), 926 nucleotides long. RefSeq lists its product as uncharacterized. The record is from RefSeq and is a predicted model, not a curated record. The coding region runs from base 98 to 664 and encodes 188 amino acids. The transcript is spliced from 2 exons. Lineage: Eukaryota; Viridiplantae; Streptophyta; Magnoliopsida; Rosales; Rosaceae.